AUGGACACCGCCGCCGCUGCCGAUGCCACCAGGAGCAACGGGGCCAGCCCGGAGGCCCGCGAGGCGCGCAGCCCGCCGGGCCCCAGCAGCAGCCCCGAGAGCGCGGCCAAGGCCGAGGGCAAGGACGCCAAGACGCCCAACGGGCACGGCGGCGGGGAGGCGACCGAGGCCAAGAGCCUGGGCAGCGGCGGCCCCAAGGCCGGUGAGGGCAAGAGCGCCCUGUUCUCGGGCGGUGACUGGCGCCGGCCCAUCGUCCAGUUCGUGGAGUCGGUGGACGACAAGGCGUCCAGCUACUUCAGCAUGGACUCGGGGGAGGGCCGGCGCUCGCCCUACGCCGGCCUGCAGCUGGGCGCCGCCAAGAAGCCGGGGGUCACCUUCGCCGACAAGGGCGAGCUGCGCAAGAGCCUCUUCUCGGAGCCGCGGAAGCCGUCGGUGACCAUCGUGGAGCCCGGCGAGACGCGGCGUCACAGCUACCCGCGGCCGGACGCGGGCCCCGGCCUGCGCGCCAAGGCGGCCGGCGAGGACGUGCUGUGCGACUCGUGCAUCGGCAACAAGCAGAAGGCCGUGAAGUCGUGCCUGGUGUGCCAGGCCUCCUUCUGCGAGCUGCACCUCAAGCCCCACCUGGAGGGCGCCGCCUUCCGCGACCACCAGCUGCUCGAGCCCAUCCGCGACUUCGAGGCCCGCAAGUGCCCGCUGCACGGCAAGACCAUGGAGCUGUUCUGCCAGACGGACCAGACGUGCAUCUGCUACCUGUGCAUGUUCCAGGAGCACAAGAACCACAGCACCGUGACCGUGGAGGAGGCCAAGGCCGAGAAGGAGACGGAGCUGUCCCUGCAGAAGGAGCAGCUGCAGCUCAAGAUCAUCGAGACAGAGGACGAGGCCGAGAAGUGGCAGAAGGAGAAGGACCGCAUCAAGAGCUUCACCACCAACGAGAAGGCCAUCCUGGAGCAGAACUUCCGCGACCUGGUGCGCGACCUGGAGAAGCAGAAGGAGGAGGUGCGGGCGGCGCUGGAGCAGCGCGAGCAGGACGCCGUGGACCAGGUGAAGGUCAUCGUGGACGCGCUGGACGAGCGGGCCAAGCUGCUGCACGAGGACAAGCAGACGCGCGAGCAGCUGCACGGCAUCAGCGACUCCGUGCUGUUCCUGCAGGAAUUUGGAGCACUGAUGAGCAACUACUCGCUCCCACCGCCCCUGCCCACCUACCACGUCCUGCUGGAGGGUGAGGGGCUGGGUCAGUCGCUGGGCAACUUCAAGGAUGACCUGCUCAACGUGUGCAUGCGGCACGUGGAGAAGAUGUGCAAGGCCGACGUCAGCCGCAGCUUCAUCGAGAGGAGCCACAUGGAGAACGGGAGUGACCACCGCUACAUGAACAGUUACAACAGCUACAGCAGUGAAUGGAGUGCCCCAGAGACCAUGAAGAGGUACUCGAUGUACCUGACACCCAAGGCCGGAGCCCGGACGUCCUACCAGCCCGGGUCGCCCAGCCGCCUCUCCAAGGAGACCAACCAGAAGAACUUCAACAACCUCUACGGCACCAAAGGGAACUACACAUCGCGCGUGUGGGAAUUCUCCUCCACCAUCCAGAGCUCUGAGGACUCACCCCCCGUCCAGGGGAACUCCUCCUUCUCCCUGAAAGGCUACCCCUCCCUCCUGCGGAGCCAGAGCCCCAAGGCCCAGCCCCAGACUUGGAAAUCUGGCAAGCACACCAUGCUGUCUCACUACCGGCCGUUCUACGUGAACAAAGGCAACGGCAUCGGCUCCAACGAGGCGCCUUGAGCAGCCGUGCCCGCACCCGGCCCCAGCCUGCCCCCCGCUCUCGCCUGCUCAGCUCCUGCUCUCGGGCCUGCUCUACGCUGGA
This is a messenger RNA of Sorex fumeus (smoky shrew), 1858 nucleotides long. It is a transcript of the gene TRIM29, whose product is annotated as tripartite motif containing 29. The coding region runs from base 1 to 1776 and encodes 591 amino acids. Lineage: Eukaryota; Metazoa; Chordata; Mammalia; Eulipotyphla; Soricidae. The record is from RefSeq and is a predicted model, not a curated record. The transcript is spliced from 9 exons. Gene Ontology annotation, molecular function: zinc ion binding.